AUGUGGCUUUGGGGGGCGUUGCGGCUGGCUGGCUUCAUCAUCUUGGCUUUGAUGCUUCUUGCCUGUCUUGUACAACCAGCAUGGUCCGAGUUGAGUUCAGGAGUUGGUACAUCGCUGGCUGCUGAUGAGCAUGCCUCGACGAGGAGUGGUGCCAUUCACGAGCGUGAGGCCAUUCCUCUUGCUGCUCCAUCAGACGUCCGAGCCGAAAAUGAGGAAAAGGUGGAAGAAGGGGAAGUGGAUGCCAUUGAAGAGCAAAGCGAAGAGGACGAGGAAGAGGAAGAAGAUGAUGACGAGGAUGAUUAUGAUGAUUAUGAUGAUUAUGACACGGGCGAUGAAGAUGAAGACGCUGGGCCAUGUGGAGAUCCCGAUCGUGUGCUGCAAGACCAUCUGCAGCGCCUGCAACAAGCGCGCACCAAUGGUCGCGACGAACUUUGA
Messenger RNA from Monosiga brevicollis MX1, 435 nucleotides. RefSeq lists its product as uncharacterized. Lineage: Eukaryota; Choanoflagellata; Craspedida; Salpingoecidae. The record is from RefSeq and is a predicted model, not a curated record. The coding region runs from base 1 to 435 and encodes 144 amino acids. The transcript has 2 exons.